This is a messenger RNA of Cotesia glomerata, 1902 nucleotides long. Its product is annotated as leucine-rich repeat-containing G-protein coupled receptor 5-like. The transcript has a single exon. Gene Ontology annotation, molecular function: protein binding. Gene Ontology annotation, cellular component: extracellular matrix. Bases 39 to 1505 code for a protein of 488 amino acids. The record is from RefSeq and is a predicted model, not a curated record. NCBI's taxonomy places the organism in Eukaryota, Metazoa, Arthropoda, Insecta, Hymenoptera, Braconidae.
AGACCCAUUAACUUUAAUCUCCAUUCCAGGCAUUAAAAAUGGCUUCAAAUCCAUCAACCCUGGCAAUUUUUCUCAUCUACCACUUAACUGUCUCAUCCAGCGGCUUCAGCAACAGCAGAGUAUCAUUUCCCCUGACCUACGUCGACUACUCAAUCCCGAUCCCAGAGUCCGGAAAAAUUCUUCUGCCUACAGGAAAAUGCGAAGACAUAAAAGACCGCGAUCUCUCCCUCUACUUACCAGGCUGCGCUCCCGUAACUCUUUACCCAGGAUUCAUCGACAGCUGCAGAGUGUCUUGCCUGUGCCUGUCUGACAGCUCGAUCUCCAAAAUAUCCGUGGGGUCCUUCGACAAGCUGCCUAAUCUGGAGUACCUCGACUUAUCCCGGAACAGGAUCCAGCUCUGCGACUUCUUAAGCUUCGGCGGUCACCAAAAAUUAGUAACUUUAAUCAUCGACGAGAACGACUCAGGUCUAAGAGAGCAAGUGCUCUCCGAAUCCGACUGCUUUCCCAAAUUAGAGCACCUUUAUCUCCGGAAGAACAACAUCGCAGAUAUAACAAUUCCUCUCCAACGAACCUUUCCUUCUCUGACUCACCUUUACUUAUCGGACAAUAAAUUAAAAGGCAGGACGUUUGAGUACUUGGACUUGCCACUGACCUUGACCCACCUCCACCUUGAGCGGAACCAGAUCAACCGUUUAGACACCCGAGGGUUGAUAAAUCUCUCCUCGCUGUUCCUUGAUGGGAAUCGCAUUCAGUCUCUUUCUCACUUGCCUUGCUUAGACGAGUCUAAUUUGAGCCUGAGGCACGCAACAAGGUUGAGAUUUUUGUCGCUGUCUCAAAAUAUGAUAACAAGUGUCCAAAGGGACAGCUUCGACGACUGCCGAGCUCUCAAAAGCUUGAACCUCGCUCACAACAGAAUUUCUUCAAUUCCUUUUGGGACUUUUGAUGGAUUAUCAGAGCUCAGAGAUUUAUCAUUAAGUUACAACCAGCUGACGAGUCUUCCAGACUUUAGGAACGUCAGAGUGCUAACUAGCUUGUCGCUGGAUCACAAUUUGAUUGAAUAUAUCCCUUCGGGAGCUUUCUGCGACUUGGGGGAACUAAAGUGGCUCUCGCUGGGCAACAAUCGCAUUAAAAAUGUCUUUGUUGAGGCGUUUGUUAAUCUUGAUUCUUUGGAAGAAAUAGACCUGUCGUAUAAUGAAUUGACUUACUUACCCUACGGGUGGAUAAGAGGUAGUACUAGGUUGAAGCAUCUGGAUGUCAGGGGCAACAGGUUCACCAGGAUUGAAGAUCUAGCUCUAGAUUGCACUGUCAGCUUGAAGUAUCUCUAUCUUCAGGGAAAUCCUCUGGACCGCUACACGCCCGGUUACUGGAAGAUUAAGAAUGAAGUUAGUGUUUACUUGGAGUACGAGUCCUCCGUGAGGAGAGAGCCUUGCAAUGUCCGGUGUGGGGUCAAGUACAGAGAGUAUGUUAUUCCGAGGGUAAGUUAUAGUGAUGAGUGGACUUGGUAGAGCUGGUUUGGGUGGAGUAACUAAACUAACGCGCUACACUUGGUUAAGAUUAGUUUUGUGCAAAGGGUGAAGUAAUGGGGAAAGGGUGAGUUAGACAAAUUGGUGGCGAAUUGUGGGAUGAUGGAAACUAGACAUCAACGGAUCUGUUUAAUGCUGGUGGAGCUGCAUAGUUUAGUAGUUUUGAGGGUUUAACUGUUACUAUUUUAAUUUAAGCUUAUUUAGUUAACAUGUUCUUGUAAUUUUAUUUACUUUGUCUUUAUAUUGGCCUUUUAAUAGUUUGUUAGUUUUGUUUUUAGAUUAAAGAAGAAGUAAUAUUUUGUUUUAAACUUUUGAUUUUUUUUUAAAUUGACAAUUGUUUAGAGAAGAUUCGUCGGGGUUUUUAUAUAAAAAUUCAAAA